Messenger RNA from Acytostelium subglobosum LB1, 837 nucleotides. RefSeq lists its product as hypothetical. Lineage: Eukaryota; Evosea; Eumycetozoa; Acytosteliales; Acytosteliaceae. Gene Ontology annotation, molecular function: tRNA binding; S-adenosylmethionine-dependent methyltransferase activity. The record is from RefSeq and is a predicted model, not a curated record. Gene Ontology annotation, biological process: tRNA wobble uridine modification. The coding region runs from base 1 to 837 and encodes 278 amino acids. Gene Ontology annotation, cellular component: cytoplasm; nucleus. The transcript is spliced from 3 exons.
AUGAGUAGCAGUAGUACAACUAGUACGACAACUAGUACUACAACUAGUACGAGUAAUGAAAGAAGUGUCGAUGGAAAGACACCGGUGGACGUCUCUGCAAGAGUACCUUUUAGUGAACCAACGAAUGAUAGGGACGCUUAUCAUUUGGAAUCUAAACAUGUACACAAGAUAUAUGAUGUGAUAUCAUCACACUUUGACAGCACAAGAUAUAAGGCAUGGCCAAUGGUGGAGCAGUUUCUAAAUGAACAGGCAGCAGGUGCAGUCGGAGUCGAUGUCGGCUGCGGCAAUGGCAAAUACCUCGGCGUGAACAGCGCCAACAUAUAUACAAUUGGCUCUGACAUAUGCAGUAGUUUCGCAACGAUCAGUGAUGGCAAGGGUAGAGAAUCAAUGGUUGCAGACAACCUCUAUCUACCCUACCGCGACGACUCAUUCGACUAUGCCAUUUCAAUAGCUGUCAUACAUCACUUCUCAACGUUUGAGCGAAGACACGCUGCUCUUAGAGAGAUCGUAAGAGUACUGAAACCUGGCGGAGUGAUGCUUGUGACUGCAUGGGCAAUGACACAGAAAUGGAAAGGAAAGAACUAUGAUUCACAGGAUGUGAUUGUACCUUGGAUGUUCCAACAGAAGUUUAGUAAUGGCAAGACGUCGAGCGAGGACAUUGAGUCAUCAGAGGUCCAGAAGUCUGGGUCAUCAUACCAGAUGUUUCAUCGAUAUUAUCAUCUAUUCAGUGAUGGCGAGUUUGAAUCAUUACUGGCGCCAAUACCAGGCAUUGAGACGUUAUCAAACAAUUUGGAUCAUGACAACUACUACUGCUUUGUAAAGAAGAAGGAGAAGUAA